CCGGCGCUGCUCGGACGGGGCGGCUGCUGGCUGCCGAGCUCGGCAUCCUUCCCGCUCCAUCUUCUGCUCCGGCCGUCCCGAGGGAACAAAGGGCGCCCGGACCCAGCGCGCCAUGCCCGGCGGCCGCCUCUGCUGGAUUCUUCUGCUCCUGCCCUUGUGCAGCUUCGGCGAGAUCGGCGCACCGAGCCCGCCCAGGCAGGGCUACUUGAUUGCGGUUCCUUCUGUUUUCCGAUCUGGUGUGGAAGAAUCUAUUAGUGUGACUAUUUUUAAUCCAGUAAGAGAGACAACGGUCCAGAUCCAACUUGUUGUCAAAGGAGAGAUGGUGGCUCAUGCCCAUGGAGCAAUUCUAGGUAAAGGAACAAUCAAGCUUAAGGUUCCCUCAGGACUUCGGGGCCAGGCUCAGGUAAAAGUGUGGGGCAACCAUCACUUGGCUGAGGAGGGCUACAUCUUCCACAACUAUACUACCGUGACUAUUGAUAGCAAAGGCGCUUCAGUCUUCAUUCAGACAGAUAAGUCGGUGUACAGGCCAAAGCAGAAAGUGCUGAUCAAUCUGUUUACCGUGAACCCAGAUUUGCGACCAAUCAACGAGAAGAUUGAAGCUUAUGUACUGGAUCCCCGAGGGUCUCGGAUGGUAGAAUGGAAAAACCUCAAGCCAAUUUGUUGUGGCAUCCUGAACAUGAGCUUCCCUUUGUCUGAUCAACCAGUGUUCGGAGAAUGGUUUAUAUUUGUAGAAAUGCAAGAAUACACAUAUAACAAAUCAUUUGAAGUUCAAAAAUAUGUUUUACCCAGGUUUGAGCUGCGUAUUGAUCCACCACAAUACAUUCGGGACUUUGGGUUUUGUGAAAAGGGAACCGUCCACGCCAGGUACACAUUUGGGAAGCCAGUGACAGGGAAGCUGACCAUCAACAUGACAGUAAAUGGAGUGGGGUACUACAGACACGAAUCAGGGCAUCCUGUCCUUAAAACCACUGAA
Thamnophis sirtalis is the source of this 973-nucleotide messenger RNA. The record is from RefSeq and is a predicted model, not a curated record. NCBI's taxonomy places the organism in Eukaryota, Metazoa, Chordata, Lepidosauria, Squamata, Natricidae.